CGCGGAGGUGGUCGCAGAUGGUCCUCCUACUGCGGCAUGAGCACGUGCCGUUACGGCUAACAGUCGCGUGUCAUCUUUGGCCGGCAGACGCGGUACGGCAGAAGCACCUGUUUUCGCGAACGAUAAAGUAAAGUUUCACUCGCACAUUAAACGAUCGUGUCGUUUUGUUGCGCUUUAUCAUUUUAUCGUGACAUCAUUGUGCGAUUAUAUCGUGGAUCGGUUACAUUUAACAAUUCGCGCUCCACAAAGAGAGACGCUUUGCAUGAAGAAACUCUUCGCCGAUCGCGAUCACUGAUGGCAAAUGCAAUGGAACAAUCGUAGAGAAGCAGUUGAUCGCAAAAUUUGUAAUGUAGUACACACAUAUAUUGUAUAUAGUGUUGUGUUGCAACAUUUUCUCGUUCAUUGAUUAUUGUACAAUUGUUGACAUUUCACGACUACUCAACCAAAGGAUCAGCGCUGAUCGGGAAACAUAACACGAUCACUUUUCUAAAUCAAGCAAUCUUCGCAGAGAAAACAACAACGCUGGGAUAUCGACUUCCUGGGUGUUGAUCGUGUCAUCAGACAUGGCCUGGUUUUCGGAGAACGACACAAAGCCGCUGGAUGGCGGUAAUUAUGUUCUGAACAUUUUGAACUACAUUAACGAGCUGAACGAGUCGUUCAGCGCCGAGCAGCUCAAGUGUCUCGAACAGGAGCUGCAUCAGGACGAAAACAAGAGACAGGAGGAACAGGAAUGUGAAGUGAACUGGGACACUAUACUGUGCUGGCCUCGGACGCUUGCUGGCACUCUGGCUACCAUCCCCUGCUUCGACGAGCUCAACGGAAUACCAUACGACACCACUCAAAAUGCUAGUCGAUGGUGUUGGCCCAACGGGACGUGGUCUAGUUACUCUAAUUACUCUCUGUGUCGCGACCUGCGACUGCUGACUGUCGAGCCCGAGGUGGAAACUACAACCACACUAUAUUUCAUCGGCUACAGCCUUUCCUUAUCUUUUCUGAUAGUGGCAGUCUUCAUAUUUCAUUUCACGGGUUUGCGGGGCCUUAGAAAUCACAUACACAAGAAUUUAAUGUUCACAUAUAUUUUGACUGACCUGAUGUGGAUCUUGACCACUAUGGUGCUUAAGGUGACAAACAAACCGAUUUGCGUGACGUUUUUCUCUCUUCUUCACUAUUUCCAUUUAACGAAUUUUUUUUGGAUGUUUGUUGAGGGUCUAUAUCUGUAUUUGUUAGUUGUGAAAGCAUUCAAUGUCGAGAACAUCAAGCUGAGAUUUUUCAUAAUGAUUGGCUGGGGUAUUCCGUUGCUUGUGAUAGCUACGUGGGCAAUCGCUAAGUCGUUGGAUCAGGACGCCACGAGCCAGGCUAAUCAGGAAGUGGCACUCUUCUGGAGACACUGUCCCUGGAUGAUACCGCAUAGUUACGAUUGGUUUUAUAAGGCACCUGCGAUAGCAGUUCUCGUAAUAAACGUAAUGAUCCUCUGCACGAUUAUGUGGGUAAUAAUGACGAAAUUGUGGUCCCCCCACAAUGUAGAAACUCAACAAUAUCGGAAAGCCAGUAAAGCUCUCCUGGUGCUGAUACCGCUUCUGGGAGUGACAUAUGUGCUAGUCAUUGCGGGACCCACCGAAGGCCAAGCUGGAAAUGCGUUCUCCUACGUACGCGCGUUGAUGCUUUCUUUACAGGGAUUCGUCGUGGCGGUUUUUUACUGCUUUCUUAAUACCGAGGUGCAGAACGCGAUCAAGCAUCAGAUCUCGCAAUGGAGCGCCGCGCGAAAUCUCGAUUCCCGCCGAAGAUACUACAACAAUUGGUCCCCUCGUUCAAGAACGGAGAGCAUAAGGUUGAACCAACCGUCGAAUCCAUACCAGAAGCGAGAGUCCACGGCGACUCCGUUGAUGAACCACGUUCUUCCUGAAGCAUGCAACUAUGCGAAAACUACUGGAAUUCGGCGCUUUCCUCUGAAUUUUCACAUAGGCUUCUCAACGAAAAGAACUCAGCGAGAGAAUGAAGCAAUUACUCACGAGCAAUGAUAUUCAUUUAUUCAAUACACGUAUCACGAAUGAUUAUUUCUCAUUCCCGACACCUCCAUACACAUGCGAUAUUAUGAUAUUAAGAAAAAUGUAACGUAAUUUCAGAAUCUCAAUUACGUGUAUAAUUCGGAAAAUAUAGGUGCAAUCGGAAGAAUCGAUGGGAACUUAUUUUCUGAAAUUUAGAUCAUGCAAUUUUUGUAUAUAGAUAUAGAUACGUGCAUAGAUCAUCACGAACGAUCACAUUAAAUUCAUAUCAACAGAGACCAAUUAAUGAUAUCUUUUACUGCGAAUUUUCAUUCAUUAAGAUUAAAAUAUUAUUAAGGGAGACUAGAAAUGACGAAAAACAGAAUAUUAUAGACACAACUACCGGUAAUGUACAAAGCUUUGGUAUGCAUAAUUAAUUUCGUAAAUCGAUUAAAUUUUGAUAUAGUAUAUAUAUUUCCAAAUUUUGAAUUUAAUAAAUUUAAGUUUACAAUAAGAAAUAUUUAUGUAUAUAAAAUUAUAUGUAUAUAAAAAAGAUGUAUUAUAUAAUGUUAAGAUAAAAGAUAUAACGCUAAAAUGGAUCGGUGCAUGGCUCAUAUCAGAAUGAAUCGAAAUAUCUUCGACGUAUAAAGACAGUCUCUAUUUUUAAUUUAUUGUCGUUUUAUAAUAGUGUAACUGACGAUUUUACUAUAAUAUCUCAAAUGAAGAGAGAUUAGCGCAUAAUUAUAUACUUAAAAUACUCAUGAAGGUGUACCUGGUAGGGCAUUACAGAUUUAUAACUCAGAAAUAUUUCUGAUCCGAAUAAUUCUGUUUUACCUUACUUGUCUAAUUACAAACACAUUCCAAUGGUAUCUCAAAGGUCAAACAAUUUCCGACACUUCGCAAGCUAGCGGAACAAUUUACAUUGGAGUGUGACUUUAACAGUUGAAAUGAGAAAUGUUUUCUUAGUUUAAUUGGUGUUGAAAAUUGGUGUUAUUUAUACAAUAUACGCGCGGAAUUAUCUGAAACUGUUUCGUAGAUCUCAUGAAAUAUGUAUUAUUUGUACGUCUAUGUAUAUAAUAUAUAAAAUUUAAAAUCU
This is a messenger RNA of Ooceraea biroi (clonal raider ant), 3078 nucleotides long. It is a transcript of the gene Dh44-R1, whose product is annotated as Diuretic hormone 44 receptor 1. The record is from RefSeq and is a predicted model, not a curated record. Lineage: Eukaryota; Metazoa; Arthropoda; Insecta; Hymenoptera; Formicidae. Gene Ontology annotation, cellular component: plasma membrane. Gene Ontology annotation, biological process: cell surface receptor signaling pathway; adenylate cyclase-modulating G protein-coupled receptor signaling pathway. Gene Ontology annotation, molecular function: peptide hormone binding; diuretic hormone receptor activity; G protein-coupled peptide receptor activity.